Molecule: messenger RNA, 1361 nt
Organism: Mycena citricolor
Lineage: Eukaryota; Fungi; Basidiomycota; Agaricomycetes; Agaricales; Mycenaceae
Source: the annotation of a GenBank genome assembly
CGCUUCGUGCAUCGCUUUCCAGAGAAAAUUCCGUAUUUGGCGUGAGAAGUCGCGUGACCUUAUCGAGGCCCAGAUCUGUUCUACCGUCGGGCUGGCCUGGGCGUCACGUGUGUGCUCCCUGGCUACUUCCUCUAGGUUCCGUUGUGUCGCUGGCCGUGUUACCAUCUCUCUCUGGGCUCGGAUGGUUGCAUAUGCUGUUUUUUGCGUCAGGGAGGCCAGCUUUACUCCCUCCGCCAGGAGGUCCGGCCGAGUCGUUGCUAGGAGGCGAGGUAGGGGCGGGGUAGCUGUCCAGUGGGCCUGCUUGGCAGCGUCGGCCACUUGGGAGAGGAGGGAUUCCUCCGGCGAGUAUCUUUCAGGUGGGCCGAAGGUGGUUCGGCCUGUUCUGCCCCUGAUCUCGGCUGUUAGGGGGCGGAGGACUUUCACAUUUGCGCUGUGUCGUCCUCGAUUACUAUUCUCACAUCUGCUUUCCUCGUGGUUCGUUUUAGCCCUUGGGAAGCUCACGUUCCGUGGGUCUCCAGUCCCAAACCAGACUGCAAUUCCUAGUCUCGGCGGUGAUGUGCUCUUGUGCGUCGCGAUCAGGAUGGUCUCUUGGGUACUCGUUGGUUGGUGUUGGAUUAGGGCUAGGGAGCUUGGGUGCGGAGUCUCCUUCACGCAUAUCCUGAAGCUAUCUGUUUUGCUAGUCGUGGGUGCGAGGGACAGCUGCCUAGAUCCGUGGCCUUCCUCGCGAUCUGCCGUAUUUCCAGCUUCGAAGGUACAGCUCUGGCACAUGCGUCUGGGUUUCGGCAGCAGCGGUUGUUUCGGUCGAUCAGGCACUGGGGGCAUCUACAGUGGGGGUUCCCCUUGUGGGAUUCGUCCUCGAGGCACUUACAGCGGGCUGUGUUAUUUCGUUGGGACUGUGUUGGGUCUUCGCCUAUGUGGUGGAAGAGAGGCAUUUCUCAACUCGGAGCAUCUCCCGUAACUCCGCCGUUAGGUGUUUUUGAUUUGGGGUCCAUGUUUGUAGGAAUAGGUUGUCAAAGGAUUCGUCGUCCAUCCUGGAGGUCUUUGUCGCUGCUUGCUCAAGCCUGCUGUCUGCAAAGUAUCCCCAGUCUGCUCGGGUCAUGGGGUUGAGGUCCAGGAAGGACUGGAGUUUGAGGACGGUGAGGGCGUCGUUUCUUGCUUCGAGGUCCAGUAAGUUCUUGCCUCCUUGCCUGGUUGGUUGGGACAGGACUGUCCUCUGGACUGGGGAUGACUUAGCUCCGCCCCAAAUGAAUUCUCGCUGGGCUCGGAGGAGGUAUUUUGUCACCGCUGCGGGCAUCCCAUUUACCAUGGCUAGGUACUGGGUCAUUGAGCCAGUUAUAAUCUGGUCUAUGUGCCUCCUCGCU